AUGUUGUCAAAACUCUGUAGUUCAGCAUGCGCGCGCUCUGUGAAGCAGAGUGGUGCGCGCCGAGCACCGACACGCUUCUACAGCGCUCAAGCUUCACCAUCGCCAAGGGUCAUCUUCUCCGGUAUCCAGCCUACUGGGGUACCACAUCUCGGCAACUAUCUGGGUGCUAUGCAGCAAUGGGUCAAACUACAGAAUGAGGCCUGUUCCAACACCUCAUUGAUUUACUCGGUGGUUGAUCUUCAUGCUAUUACUGUACAUCAAAAUCCUGAUGCUCUGAGGACCUCCAAGCGAGAAAUGCUGGCUGCCCUUCUUGCUGUUGGACUGGACCCUCAAAAGUGUACCAUCUUUUUCCAGAGCGAUGUAGGACCAACACCAAGUGAGGCCAUGCAGGAGAGCUUUUGGGCUGAUGGGAAAUGUAGNGUACCUGCACAUUCUGAACUUAUGUGGAUCUUGAGCUGUUCAGCAUCCAUGGGUUAUCUCUCAAGGAUGACACAGUGGAAGAGUAAACUCGACUUGGAUGAGAAUGCCAAUCCUCUAGACCCUUCCACAAAGACAAAACUCAAGCUCGGCCUCUUCUCUUACCCAGUCCUUCAAGCGGCGGACAUUCUUAUUCACAGAGCCACGCACGUACCAGUUGGCCAUGAUCAGUCUCAACAUCUCGAGUUUGCACGCGAAUGCGCUGCUGGUUUCAAUCAUCUGGCUGGCAGUAAAAUUCUCGUACAACCAGAGACAUUACUUUCUCCCGCAAAACGUGUAAUGGCCCUCGACCGACCAACGCACAAAAUGUCAAAAUCAGCACCCAACCCCAAAUCACGCAUCCUGAUAACGGAUUCAUCUUCUGCCAUCUCGAAAAAGCUGCGUGUGGCUCUCACCGACAGCAUCGAAGGCGUGACUUACGAUCCCUCGACUCGUCCUGGAGUAUCAAACCUUGUUGAAAUUGCUUUCAACCUCGAUAGCUCGAAUCAUGGUGCGGCAGGUCCUGCAGAGUAUGCCAGAGAGUUUGAAGGAUCGAGUCUCAAGGCACUGAAGGACAAGGUUGCCGAGGUUGUGGACGGACAUCUGGCACCCAUUCGUGCGAGGUUCGAGGAGAUUGUUGGUGGUGAUGGAAAGAUCAUCGAAGAAGCAGCACAGAUUGGUGCUGAAAAGGCGAGGAAGUCGGCCGAGUCGACCAUGCAAGCGGUCAAGCACGCAGUCGGCUUCUAA
Molecule: messenger RNA, 1203 nt
Organism: Aureobasidium uvarum
Lineage: Eukaryota; Fungi; Ascomycota; Dothideomycetes; Dothideales; Saccotheciaceae
Source: the annotation of a GenBank genome assembly